AUGUGGCCUCAACGGGUGUAUAGCCGUAAGAAGAGGGCUGGUGAGAGGCUUAACCUCACCCCGAAGCCUGAUCUAGCCCUCCCUGCGAAGACAGAGGCCCUGCCAGGUCUGAAGGAAAAGGGCAAAGAGCAGGGAUUGCGGAAGAUUACAGAGAAAGAGGAAUGGAGCAGGCCCAGAGCUAGCAGCCUGCAGCUGCCAAGUCGGGUAAGUGUUACCGGAGGGGAAAGCCUGCAAGAAAACAGCCCUGGCAAAGAGACCCCAGAUGAAAAGAUAACCCCACUGAGUUCAGUGACUAAUGACUACAAGACUGACAGUUGUUCAUCAAGUAGUGAACUGGUUUCAGGACUAACUCUGGAGCCGGAUGCUUCCAGUUGUCUCUUGAGUUGUUCAGACACAGAGUCAUUCACAAAGAGCACUGAUGAGAGUGUUGGCAGCUACCCAUCUCCUGAGCUGCUCAGAGGGUCAGACUGUUUGGAUUGGGAGCAUCCCUGGCUGGAAGAGUACACGUCCCACAAGAAUUCCACUCUCCUAGAAACCAGUAAAGCGGUAGCUGUAGAGAAGGUGCCACAAUUUGCAAACCUUUCCGCAAUUCUAAGUUCCUCUUCAGAAAACUACGAGAAAUGCCAUAGAAAAAUAGGGAUGACAUUAGAGACCCAAAAUAUUUCUCCAGAACUGAAGUAUACUUUGAAUUUACCAUCAGUUGUAGAAAAUGCAGCUUCUGAAGUUAUAUUCGCUGAGAAAAAUGGGCCUCUAACUACCAAAAAAACAAAGAAAAAACCUGAAAAAGAAUCAGAAGAUCGAGGUCCACGUGUUCCAACAAAGUUUAGUUCUGGUGUUCUAGGUGGCAAGGCUCUGCUCUCUCCUCACAGUUCCACUCUUGACAUUGCAGUCAGGAAUGUUCUUCUCCCUCAGCCCCUGGAGCACAUGUUGAAAAAAAGUUCUAUUCUUCCUGAUAAUCAAAGCAAAGCCCUGUUAACAAGUACACCAUCUUCAGACACAGCUGAUUUUGUGGUUGAUUUGUCUCCAGUGCAAAAUGUAUCUUUUGAAGAACUAUUUCCAAAUGUCAGCAAUUAUGUUAACUCAAGUGAAAUUCUUCCUGUGUUAAGUUGGCAAGAAAGUUCUUCCAAUGAGUUUCCUUCAAACACAUCAGAGAUCUGUUGUAUUAUUAGGGCAUCACCAGGAACUAGACGGAUGAAAAAUAAAGAUGCUGCUGUGAAAAAGAGAUGUUCUCUUCCUAAAGAUGUUCCUCUAGAUAUUAUAAUGAAGACAGAUGCCAGAACAUAA
Molecule: messenger RNA, 1284 nt
Organism: Psammomys obesus (fat sand rat)
Lineage: Eukaryota; Metazoa; Chordata; Mammalia; Rodentia; Muridae
Gene: Meikin
Product: meiotic kinetochore factor
Exons: 15
Coding region: 1-1284 (427 amino acids)
Biological process (GO): meiosis I sister chromatid cohesion; homologous chromosome segregation; meiotic sister chromatid cohesion, centromeric
Cellular component (GO): kinetochore
Source: RefSeq, a predicted model, not a curated record